This is a messenger RNA of Symbiodinium sp. CCMP2592, 327 nucleotides long. The record is from the annotation of a GenBank genome assembly. Lineage: Eukaryota; Dinophyceae; Suessiales; Symbiodiniaceae.
AUGCUGAAGCGUUACGGCUUCAAGAGCGUAGCUGCGGAAGGAUAUGCGGCCCCCGGUGUCAUUGUCGCCUACACGAAGGAUCCAGACAUGAAGUCUGGAGCCAAAUUCGCUGCGUUGGGCAUCCAGAUCGCUGCUGGAGUGCCCUUGAUGGUAGACGAGUUCACGCAGUCAUCAGACUUUCAGACGUUCCGCCUGGGUUUAUUUGGCAUCGACAAGUUGCGUGCAAUCGACGCAACCACUUCACAGCUCGAGUCCUCGCAGGACUCGCUUGGGUCUCGGGGCCUUCAGACCCGUGUGACCGAUCGGAUCCUCGAAGCUGAGGGUUGA